Messenger RNA from Leptopilina heterotoma, 848 nucleotides. Its product is annotated as ubiquitin-conjugating enzyme E2 T-like. The coding region runs from base 283 to 756 and encodes 157 amino acids. The record is from RefSeq and is a predicted model, not a curated record. The transcript has 2 exons. NCBI's taxonomy places the organism in Eukaryota, Metazoa, Arthropoda, Insecta, Hymenoptera, Figitidae.
ACUUGAGCAAAAUUCGUCUACACCUUUUAGUAUUUAAUUAAGUUUUAGUGUUUAAUUAACAAAUAGUGUUAAUAAUUUUGUAUUUUUCUUGAAGCGUUUAUUGAUUUUGUCAAUUGGUACAAAGAAUCAAAGUGAAAUUCAGUGCUUUUUUCAAGUUUUUCCCUUCAUAGAAUUCAACACUUUUUGGACGAUCUCAAAAGGAAAAAAGGAAAACGAAAAUCAUUUUGGAUUUACGGAAAUUGGUAAUUUACUUCUAGUACUUCUAAUCAUCAAUUGUUGAAAAUGACAGCGAUUCAAAGAAAUCGAAUAAAAAAGGAAUUGGCCCGUUUAUCGGAACACCCACCAGAAGGAAUCUCUUGCUAUGCAAAAAAUGAUAAAUUGGAUAAUUUAACUGCUGUUAUCAUUGGACCUAAUGGCACACCCUACGAAGGUGGAUUAUUUCAAUUAGAUGUGAAUAUCUCCGAAAGAUAUCCAUUUGAACCACCGAGUGUGAAAUUCGUCACACCCGUUUAUCAUCCAAAUAUCGAUACAACAGGUUUAAUUUGUAUGGAUCUUUUGAAAAUGCCUCCAAAGGGCGGUUGGAAUCCAACAAUAUCUUUGGAAAAUCUCCUAACGGCUGUACAACUCUUAUUGGGAAAUCCAAAUCCAGAUGAUCCUCUGAUGGCGGAAAUUGCCGACGAAUUAAAAUACAAUAAAGCGGAAUUUGAACGAAAGGCAAGAAUGUUUAUGUUAAGUAAUUCGAACAGUAAAAAUUAAUUAUUAGUAAAAUUAAAUUAAGCUUACUAUAAGUGGCGAAAACAGUUUUAUAUUUUUUUAAAGCGUUUUACAAAUAAUAUAAUAUAUAAAUA